UACUGUAUUAGGAAACUUGGAGGUGAGUUCAGGAAAACCUAAACUGCAUGGGUUAGAGGUGUUAGGAGACGGUACUCUUUUAGCUGGGUUUGCUACAUGUGUUGCGGAGCACUGUAACAUUCCUGUUCCCGAAAUAGUUUCUCCCUUUUAUGUCUGUGUGUCUCAGACAUACCUUUGCAGUCUAGACCCCGUUCUGAGAUCCCCUUCCCUCCUUCUUGUGUAGGAGGGCCCCAUUCUUCUCCCACACUAGUAAUUCUUCUCCUUCCUUGCAGUUGUUUUUCCUGCAGCGCUGUCAGUGUCACCACAGAGCUGAAGGAUAUUGUCGUGGAGUGUCUGAACACUUGCUCCUGCCUGCCUUGCUGAUCUGCAGAGAGCAGCAGAUUGUGCAGACAGCACUAGUUCUUUAAGCUAAUCCGGAUGGUCUGUGUAAUCCCAAAGUUUUUUUGGCUCGCUACCUAACACAGUUGGGUUCAACAUUGGUGAUGCUAAGAGUGAUGCUAGCGGAAGAAAUGUCAUCAACUCGUUUCUAAGGUCCUGGCUUGACUCCAGCACAUAUUUCACUGCCUGUGGUUUUGUAGCUUAGUCAUGGACUAUUAAAAAAUAAAUAUCUCAGCCCUUUCCAAAGAUGAAAAGGCCUUAGGCCUUAAUGGCCUGAAAUUGGCCUGCAAGUGCUUAAUAUAUUAUAAAUUCAGGAUUGAUUUGGAUGUGUAAAGCUCACUUUACAUAGGUGUAGAUGUUGGCUGUGAUUAAUUUAAUAAAAAUGCUAAGCCAAGUCCUUUUGAUUUUGAGAAAAAAGGGUGUGGCUGAAGUGGAGAUUUUACAUGACUGGAAUACACUUUUUUUUUGAUGUGUAGAAGAGGCUUUAAGCCUGAUACGUCUUACUCGCCUUUUCUGCCAAAUGCCUUUCAAAAAAGAGUGUUUCUUUAUGAAAAUUCAGAUGUUGUCCUACUCUUUCUUCUGAAUCUCUCUCCUCAGCACUUUUAAAAGUGGAAGGAAAGCUUCCCGGCUUUGAGAUGAGAGUAGAUUUGCUUUAUAAGUCUUCAAUGUCUGCUUGUAUUUGACACCUGUGAAAGAAUUCCUGUAAUAAACUAACUCCUUGGGUUUAAGUACAUCCCAUGACAACAUGGGAUCUUGACCUGUAGAUGGCCUUUGAUUAUCAUCUUUUAGUUUUGUAAGAUUUAGCUAUUACUUUUUUUAAGCACAAUUUUCUGAAGACCAAGAGAAUGAAGAAAUGAACAUAAAUCACCUCCUUAUAAUUAAGAUCUUGCACUUUAAAUGUAUACAUUCUUGUAUUAAUUUUAUAUCAGUAUAAUUGGUAAAUGACUGUUUUCCAUUGUGUAUUCUGUCCUUUAUAAUUUUAAGCUGAAUAAUACACAGCUGGACUUUUGCACUAGAUAUAUUUCUGUACAGUUUUAUGUAAAUAUUUGCAUUGCUCUUGUACUUAAACUUCCGCAUAAGCACUGGGGACCUGGAUCUGAGUGCAUUAUCUUCAGGAAAUGGCCUCUUCUAAGUCCUUGAUGAAUGUUCUAACCUUCAGUUUUGGAUCUGCAAUAGGAUUUUUCCUAUGCUAUCUUCUGUUUAGCAUGAUACUGGAAGAAAAGGUUGAAAUCCAACCUCAUAUUCUUCACAAUGAUCCACACGGCCAACACUCAGCAGAUACGGAUAAUGAUCAGUUGCAAGGACAAAUGAAUUUCAAUGCAGACUCUGGACAGCACAAAGAUGAGAAUAAAAAUGUUGCAGAUGGACUGUAUCAGAAGGUGAAAAUACUUUGUUGGGUCAUGACUGGACCUCAAAAUCUAGAAAAGAAAGCCAGGCAUGUUAAGGCCACUUGGGCCCAACGUUGUAAUAAAAUACUUUUUAUGAGCUCUGAGGAAAACAAAGACUUCCCAGCUGUGGGCCUAGAAACCAAAGAAGGCAGGGACCAACUGUACUGGAAGACUAUUAAAGCUUUUCAAUACGUGUAUGAUCAUUAUUUUGAUGCUGCUGAUUGGUUCAUGAAAGCAGAUGAUGAUACAUAUGUUAUACUGGACAAUUUGAGAUGGCUUCUUUCAAAAUACAGUCCUGAGCAACCGAUAUACUUUGGAAGAAGGUUUAAGCCUUAUGUGAAACAGGGCUACAUGAGUGGAGGAGCAGGGUAUGUUCUAAGCAAAGAAGCUCUGAAGAGAUUUGUUACUGCAUUUAAAACGAAUAAAUGCUCUCACAGUUCCUCUAUUGAAGACCUAGCACUAGGAAAGUGCAUGGAGAUCAUUAAUGUACAAGCAGGAGAUUCUAGGGAUACAAAUGGCAGGGAAACCUUUCAUCCCUUCGUUCCAGAACAUCUCCUAAUCAGAGGAUACCUACCAAAAACAUUCUGGUACUGGAAUUACAAUUAUUACCCUGCUGUAGAGGGUCCCGGAUGCUGCUCCGACCUAGCCGUUUCAUUCCACUAUGUUGACUCCAUGACUAUGUAUCAUUUGGAAUAUUUGAUUUAUCAUCUCCGUCCAUAUGGGUAUUUGUAUCGGUACAAUCCUGAUUCGGCAAAGAAUCUAGAAGAGCAGAACAAAAAUGAAGCACUAGAGGAUAAUCAAAAGCUAAAGCAAACAGUUUCUGAGAAUUAAAUGGACUUUGAAGGAAACUGAAAGCAGCCAGUACAGAGAAAAAGGGUCUUCCCCAUCUCCUGCAUGAAGCUUGUGGACUAGAAUUUUUUGUGGUGAUUCUUAUUUCAAAAAUCAAGUUGGCAGUACUUCCAGCCAGUGUCUGUGCACAACAGAGUCCAGUGUGGGCUCUGACUGUUUGGGAUAGUGUGAUCUUGCAGCCCUACUCAUGAAGAUUUGGGGCCCUAAAGCUGUGAAAUAGGAGGUUGUUCUGGUACAUUAAUCUCUGGAAGAAUUUGUAUUAAAAAUGUAGUGAACAAGUUCAAAGAUAAUCAUACAGUAUUUCUUUUCUUUGUUUGUUUCUUUAUUUCCUUCCAAAUGUUUUGUUAGGUGAGAUCUAAUACUAGAAAUUGGAUAUUGCACAGUCAAAUAUUUCAUGAUGGAAAUAUUUAUCUCGUGUUCUCAAUAUUUAGAAAUUACUUUGUGUAUUUUGCCCUACAAGGAAGGGAGAGGGGUAAAAAUACAGCCUCAAAUCUGCUUUGCCUUAACAACAGACCAGUUGAUAUGAAUAGACAGAGAUACACCUCAGUGACUCACUUCUGAAUUAUUUCAGAAAUGAAAUUCACUGCUCUGAAUUAUUAUUCUUAUUUUUUUUUACUAUAAGUCUCUAUUCUGCAAAACAAUAUGAAGUUGGAUUACUACUAGUACCUAGGAAUAGUUACUAUUCAGAUUGCUGAGGUGAUGUGAGGAGCUUGCAUACUUGGCCAUAGCUUUUUUUGUUGUUAUUUUUUAUUUUUUUAAAUCAAGUUACCACUUGGUAGAACGGAUAACUCAUCUGAGAACUUCAUAUGAUAAGGUAGAUGCCUUUUCUUACAAAAGUCUCUCUUCCUUCACACCUUCGCUAUAAAUCAUAAAGGUUAGUGUCUUAACAAAGCUACAAUGGCAUAUAACAAUUUGGUUUCAGCCUGUGUUAGAAUUACUUCAUCUCUUUGAUUCUUGCAUUACUCUACUUUGUGAAGUUACCUUAUUCAUUAAAGUUUUGCAGAUAGAAGCAACUCCCGUUUUAAAACUGCAGCAAAGCUGAUUUGGCUGCUUGGCUGAAGUACUUAAUUUCACUUUUAUCAUCUUCAUUUCAUCCAUUCUUAACAUUUCCUCUGUAUUUGAUUCUUGUUGUAUUUUUCCAAACGAAGUGUUACAUGAUCCCUGUUUCACUCUUGUGAAGCUGAAGUAUGUAGUUGUUCAGGUGCACCAGCCUGAAUGCAGGAAUCUUUCAAAGUGCAUUAACUCUCUCCAUUACUUUAUGAGUAUCUCUGCCUCUUAACUGCCUCUUAACUGAAAACACUUUCUUGGUGUGGGACAAAAUUGUUUUGUUAACUGAAGAAUUUUGAAAGGCUAAGCCUGUGUUUUACAUACCCAGCAUAGAACUUUCUGGUUUUCUCUUCAUCAAAUUCAGUUGAUAACAAAGUUCAAGGGAUGGGGUUAACCUUGACAUGCCUUUCCUUGUGUCGACAAAUUUUCUUUAUAUUUUUAUCAUUUUUCACCUUCAUCAUAUUGAUGAAUUUGGACAUAACCUGAUUACCUCCAGUCAUUGCUUUGGAGAGGGCACAUACUGGUAGCAGACAGCCUUAUGGACUGCUGCUGUCCUUCAGGGCGUUCCUUGAAGAGGACGUUACCAUAAAGUACUGGAAUUUUUUUUUUCCAAAGAUAGUUCUCGCACACAGAUCGGGGUUCUAUCUGUGGUCCAGCAGUAAAGUUCAUGACUUCCUUUCUGGUCAUUGCUCUGCAGUAUAAUGGCAAUUACUGAAAUACCUUAAGGAAUUGAAAUGCUAUGUGCAACUUCUCUGCCUGAAUACAGGCUUGUUUUAUAUUUAAAGUAUUAGCUAAAUGAAUAGUUCCUGUUGGGUUAAAUCUGUUGAUCCUGAGAAAGAUUCUCUCUGAAAUACUGAAAGAGACAAGAGCUUUAUUUUAAGUUAACUGACUUAAGUAGAAAAUUAUAAAUAUAUUUGUUUAGAAAAAGGAAAAAGUCUCCAGUUAGCUGUAGUCAGAGGGAUGCUUGUCCAGAGGAGAAUGUAUGAUACUUUAUUUUAGAUAGAUGCUUCCUUCUGUGAGCUAAAUGUUUAUCCCAUGUGCAACACAAAACAAUAAUAUUGUGAAAUCCAUAUGCUAUCGAUAAAUCCAGUGGCGUUGUUGAAACCUGCAAUUAAAAGAUUCAAGAAUACAUAAGGAAGUUAUAAAACAAAAUUAAUAUCCCAACUUUAAUCUCUGCCUUUCCUCAGCAGCAGUUGUAAUACUUGUCUCCUACCCAACUGUUUUGUGGGUUUAGCAGGGCAGGGCGGGAAUGUCCCUCCAAGAAACAUGCAGGACGCUGGAGGGAACAGAGAAAUAAAGGAACAAGCAAGCAGCAUGUAUGUGCAAGUUGCAUUUCUUUAGGGAAUGAGGCAAAGAACAUCCUGCCUUGUGCUAAACCAGCACCCUAUCUGGAGAAGUAAGAGUUGCCUUCUCUUCAAAUGUUUGUUCUUGCUUUGUUUCAAAGUGUCCUUGCUCCUGGGCCUCUGAAAUUAUUUCUGUUGCCUUUUUGGCAGCACUGCACAGUAUUUUUUUCCUUUCAAUAUCUGGGCAGGCUGGAAAAAAGUAUUGAUUUUUCAUUCUGUGAUUCUCAUAGAGGGCUCUUUGUUGAAUUGUAUGGUUGUAACCACGAGCGGAUACCUCCCAGAACAAUUGGUUUGCAUCUCACUCUUCAAAAGCUUAGGGAGGGAAGACUGGAAUGUGAGCAGCUUAAUUUUCACAUACAAUAAUACACAACUAUUAGUAGUUUAUUAUUUCACUCUCAGGGCUUCAUGCUUUGACAAAAUAUUUAUUGUGUUUGAGCAUUUCAGCAGCCCAAGGAGGCUACUUUGCAGGUGGGGUCCCUAUUCUGAAGCACAGAAGCAGACUCUUUCAGGCUAUUCAGAUUAUUCCGCUCGCUUUCUCUGAGAUUUCUUCACUUUAUAAAACCUAAAAGUUUCCAUCGCCAUACUAGUGAUUUGAAAUGUCUCAUCUCAAAAUUUUGAAUGAGUUUUCUUUAAAUUACAAAGCAGCAGGGUUUUCUUAAGCAGCUGCUUGCACCUGGAUGGGGGAUGUCAGUUAGCGUAACAGAGCACCUUGCAUUAGGUCGGUUUUAGUUCAGAAGGAACGAGAACACCAAGUGGCUGCCUUCUGAUCAAAGUCCCUAGCUGAAGGACAGAAGUGAUCUUGGCUUGCCAAAAGACCAAUUUUAAUCUUUCACUCCCAGUUCUUUUUUUCAGUCUUUAUAGGUCUUAUGUAAGAGGUUAGACACUGGUGAUGUUAGCACAAUCUCUUGUUCUGUGGAAGCUCUUUGCUAAUGCCUUUUGCCUUUUAGAACACUGCUUUGGUGUGGGUAGAUACUAAAAUCACUUUUUGUUUACAUGUUGCCAUUUGCUCUGUUACAUUUCCAGAAGUGUACCUUUCAGUAAGUAGCUGGUAGACCUCUUAAUGCAGUUUGCUAUCUGAGAAGGGUUUUUAUCUUUGUACAACAGAGAAAAGUGGGUUAUUUCUCUGAUGUACCUCCUAUUGAUGCACACACGGAUGAAAACAGACCCCUCAAUAUGGGUCUGCUUGGGAAGGCUGUUUUGUCCUUUUUCUGUCAAGAAAAAACGUCUGUGGAACUCCAAAGGUUUAAUUUGCUUUGUUUUACCAUACUGUAUUUAAAAUACUCCAGAAAUGUUGUUAAUCCUCUAAAAAAAAAAAAAAAAAGGAUAUUGCUGCUGGACAGUAUGUUCCACUUAAAACCUGUGAAUGUUUCCUUUUGCAGUUCUAGGUAGUUGUGUCCCUAAUGGCAGGUAUAGGUGACGUGUCUGGACUGACCACCAUAAGAUUUGUUUCUUAAAUACCUUCUUUAAAGUGCCUUUGACCAAAUUUUAGCAUCAAAAUUAAGUUGAGAAUUGAAUAAAUAAAAUAAGUUAUCUCAUA
This is a messenger RNA of Oxyura jamaicensis (ruddy duck), 6542 nucleotides long. It is a transcript of the gene C1GALT1, whose product is annotated as core 1 synthase, glycoprotein-N-acetylgalactosamine 3-beta-galactosyltransferase 1. The record is from RefSeq and is a predicted model, not a curated record. NCBI's taxonomy places the organism in Eukaryota, Metazoa, Chordata, Aves, Anseriformes, Anatidae. Gene Ontology annotation, molecular function: N-acetylgalactosaminide beta-1,3-galactosyltransferase activity. The coding region runs from base 1497 to 2597 and encodes 366 amino acids. The transcript has 4 exons. Gene Ontology annotation, cellular component: membrane.